AUGGAACAUGGGAGCGCUCAGGAUAACGUGAGGAGGGACCAAUUGCUACUUAGUUCUGCAGAGGAAAUAGAACCUUUCUCUGCAGCAGGUGAAAGGCAAUUUCUAACUGAACACAUUUUGUCUUUUUUUCCUGUCUUCCAGACUUCAUUUUAUGGCAGAUUCAGGCACUUCUUGGACAUCAUUGAUCCGUGCACUCUCUUUGUUACUGAGAGCCGUCUGAAGGAAGCUGUGCAGUUGUUGGAGGAUUACAAGCAUGGGACUUUGCCCCCGGGAGUCACCAACAAAGAGCUGUGGGGAGCUCAAAAAAUAAAGCAGGCCAUCAUCCACCCCGAUACAAACGAGACCAUCUUCAUGCCUUUCCGAAUGUCAGGUUACAUUCCCUUUGGAACACCCAUCGUUGUUGGUCUUCUCUUGCCCAACCAGACGCUGGCAUCCACUGUGUUUUGGCAGUGGUUGAAUCAGAGCCACAAUGCCUGCGUCAACUAUGCAAACCGCAACGCGACAAAGCCUUCUCCGACAUCCAAGUUCAUCCAGGGCUACUUGGGAGCUGUCAUAAGUGCUGUCUCAAUAGCAGUGGGCCUUAAUGUUCUGGUUCAGAGAGCAAACAAGUUUACCCCUGCCACUCGUCUCUUGAUCCAGAGGUUUGUGCCAUUCCCUGCUGUCGCUAGUGCCAAUAUCUGCAAUGUUGUCCUGAUGAGGCACACAGAGCUGGAAGAAGGAAUUGAUGUUUUGGACAAUAACGGAAACAUUGUCGGGUCUUCCAGAAUUGCUGCAAAACACGCACUGCUAGAAACAGCCCUGACUAGAGUGGUCCUGCCAAUGCCUAUACUGGUUCUACCUCCAAUUAUUAUGUCCAUACUGGAAAAAACAUCACUCCUGAGGUCCCGUCCCCGGAUGAUUCUCCCAGUCCAAAGCCUUGUGUGCCUCGCUGCCUUUGGCCUGGCCCUCCCCUUGGCCAUCAGUCUCUUCCCGCAGAUGUCCGAGAUUGAGACAUCUCGGCUGGAGCCAGAAAUCGCAAUGGCCACCCCCAGUAAGACUGUAGUCUACAAUAAAGGAUUGUAAGUGGAAGCGGACAAUCUCAGCCCAGAAGAUUUGGGGAGGGAAAGGGGGAAACUUGAGAUCCCGACUGGGAAAAAGAAAACGACAACAAGAGAAAACAAAUAAUAGAGCUCAGCGAUAGUAACGUAUUACCGCUCCCGGCCAACUGGGAGUAAAUUAACACUUGCAGAGAACUGACGCCUCACACCAGUCAAAAAGAUUAAUAUUAGAAGUUUUAAAUUAGCAACAGGAGCAGCGACAAAAAACUUACAUUCAAACACUUUAGAGAACUAGCUAAAGAAUAAUCUCAGAACUUAAUAGCACUGCAUGGAGGGAUGUUUAACAGUGUGUUUACAUGGUUAUACCUAACUACAUGAAAAUAGGCUUCACCGAGCAAAUUUUGUUUUCAAUGCAAAUUAAAUCUCCACAC
Molecule: messenger RNA, 1468 nt
Organism: Pygoscelis adeliae (Adelie penguin)
Lineage: Eukaryota; Metazoa; Chordata; Aves; Sphenisciformes; Spheniscidae
Gene: SFXN5
Product: sideroflexin 5
Exons: 14
Coding region: 1-1062 (353 amino acids)
Biological process (GO): mitochondrial transmembrane transport; citrate transport; monoatomic ion transport
Cellular component (GO): mitochondrial inner membrane
Molecular function (GO): monoatomic ion transmembrane transporter activity; citrate transmembrane transporter activity
Source: RefSeq, a predicted model, not a curated record